AGAAGUGUGGAACGAAUCUGCCAAAAGAUGAAUGGUCAAGAUGCAGUGGCGCCGGUGCCGAGAGUGGCCGUGGUGGUGUUCCUCCUGAAGGGGAGAUCAGUUCUCUUAGGUCUGAGGCGAUCCUCCGUCGGCAACUCUACUUUCGCUCUGCCCGGCGGCCACCUGGAGUUUGGCGAGAGCUUCGAGGAAUGUGCAAUUAGAGAAGUGAAAGAGGAGACGGGGCUGGAGAUCACGAAAACGGAGUUCAUAAUGGUGACGAACAACGUGUUCCUGGAUGAACCCAAGCCGAGUCACUACGUCACCAUCUCGAUGCGAGCCGAACUAGCCGAUCCAGAGGAAGAGCCGAAGAACAUGGAACCAAACAAGUGUGAUGGAUGGGAUUGGUAUGAAUGGGGAAAUCUUCCGAAACCCCUGUUUGGACCACUGGAUAAAUUGGUCAACGAAGGGUUCAAUCCAUUUUCUACCUGAUUCUCUGUUAUCACUGUUAACGGCGAUGCUUCGUUUAUCUUCGAUUCCGACGAAGCUCUAUCAGAUAAUCACUAGCUACUAUAUAUGUGAUUGAGACUUUGUGAGACAAAUGAAGUUGAGGUUCUCCUUUAUUAGUU
Messenger RNA from Neltuma alba, 605 nucleotides. RefSeq names its product nudix hydrolase 1-like. NCBI's taxonomy places the organism in Eukaryota, Viridiplantae, Streptophyta, Magnoliopsida, Fabales, Fabaceae. The coding region runs from base 28 to 468 and encodes 146 amino acids. The record is from RefSeq and is a predicted model, not a curated record. The transcript is spliced from 2 exons. Gene Ontology annotation, biological process: dGTP catabolic process. Gene Ontology annotation, molecular function: 8-oxo-7,8-dihydrodeoxyguanosine triphosphate pyrophosphatase activity. Gene Ontology annotation, cellular component: cytosol.